AGCUCGCGGGGCCGGCAGGCAGCUGGGCGGUUGGCGAAGGCGUUGGGAGGAGGCGCCGCGCCCGGUGACCCACGUCCCUCAGCGGCGGAGGCGCAGGUGUAGCAGUGGCGGUUUCGAGGCCCGAGCGGUACCACAGGCAUUUGAAAUAUAGGAUACCUUCAUCUGGUAUCAAGGAUUAAAAUUAUUUGAAAUUGUGCAGUCCCUGCACAGACCAUGGCCAGUUUCUUUCACAUUCAUCCUUAUUUGUAAGAAUUGAAGAAUGGAUUUCUCAUGGGUUUACCAAUUUAUGGCUCUUCUGUGGAAGAAUUUUAUUUUAAAGAGGCGGCGAUUGGUGGCGUUAUUUGUAGAAUUCACCUUGACGUUACUGUUUGCUGGUACGCUUCUGUUAACACGCAAGAUUUUGACUAUAAAGAAGUAUGGGCCUUUCAAUUACUCUCUUCAACCUAUUGAUAAGUUACCUGCAUUUCUUGGAAUGCCCAUGAUUUUUCCUGGUCCAUGGGAACUGGCUUUCGUGCCUUCCAAAAGUGUUGUGGUGAAGAGCAUUGUUGACCACGUGAAGAGGGAUUUACACUAUAAUUUCACAGUUCAAGGCUUUUCUUCAGAACAAGAUUUUGAAGAGUAUGUUAAACAAGAGAAUAACUCUAAAAAAGUGUUGGUUGCUAUUGUUUUUGACCAUGAAUUCCAAAAUAGUGAUGAUCCCCUACCACUUAAGGUAAAAUAUUAUCUGCGUUUUAGUAGUUUUCAGAGGAACAAGUAUAUGGGUUUUGUCCAAACAGAAGGCUGGGAAACAGGUGUUCUCUUUCCAACUUUUCCUUCUUUGGGACCCAGAAGUGAACGUAGUUCCCAUGGGGGGAGUCCUGGGUACAUCACUGAAGGGUUCCUGGCUAUGCAACAUGCCGUGGAUAUUGCCAUCAUGAAAUACUAUAAUCACAAGGCUACACAAAAGCUAUUCCGAGAAGUCACUGUAUUUGUUCAGAGAUUUCCAUAUCCAGCAUAUUCUCAUGAUUACUUCUAUACCUUUUUUGGUAUUUUCAUCCCUUUAGUAAUCUUAUUUAUCUUCUCUAUGAAUCAUCUUACCCUCAUUCAGGCUAUUGUGUGGGAAAAGGAAAACCGACUGAAGGUAACUUUCCUUUUCUUGUGGUAGAUAGAAUUUCUGUAGAAAAAGUUGGGUUUGUAGCAUAAAUUUUUGUGGAGGGUUGGAUUAUUUCUGACCACUCAGCACUGGUGGAUGGUUAUGUUUUGGUAGCAGCCAAAAGUGAACACUUCUCUUCGCAGUUUUCUAGAAUUUUUUUUUAUUGGAAUUAUUGGAUUGGUCUUUAGUUUUAGUUUCAGAAGAUAAUUACAGAUAGAAUUUAAAUGCCAAAUGCUCUAAAUCUCUCUGGAAUAAGGUGAGUUACAAAGAAAUUAUCAACUGUGCUGUGGAAUUGUCUUGAUGAAUUUGGAUACAAUUAAAUGUCAAGAUUCUA
This is a messenger RNA of Herpailurus yagouaroundi (jaguarundi), 1466 nucleotides long. Its product is annotated as ATP-binding cassette sub-family A member 3-like. Gene Ontology annotation, cellular component: membrane; intracellular membrane-bounded organelle. The transcript is spliced from 7 exons. The coding region runs from base 260 to 1144 and encodes 294 amino acids. Gene Ontology annotation, molecular function: lipid carrier activity; ABC-type transporter activity. Gene Ontology annotation, biological process: transmembrane transport; lipid transport. NCBI's taxonomy places the organism in Eukaryota, Metazoa, Chordata, Mammalia, Carnivora, Felidae. The record is from RefSeq and is a predicted model, not a curated record.